GGUGGUCAAAUAGGGAACACGACUUUGUGAUAAAGCAACACUAAACUCUGGGGUUUUGCUUCUCAUCUCCGCCGUGUGUACAAAGUUUGCUAAGAAAAAAAAUCACUUGUCUCUAACUUUAUCCAGUUUUUAAAAAAAAACAAAACAAAAACAGUGCAUUUUAUUGAUCCACUCAAUUUUCAAUUGGAAUAUAUUCUGUGUAUCAUUAAUUCGACUGAGUCUAUUGUGUCUGCUGAAUCUAUAUUUAUACAGAACACCUUUUAAUCCCAUUAGAAGUUAAUAUGUCGGACGCCUGAUCUCACCGCUGCUCGCUAGGCGGCGAGAACAAUCUACAGUCCGCUACAUUCACAAGAGAAGAAGAAGAAGAAUCACUCGACCAGGCACUGUCAUGGCGGCCUCCGCUGCAGCCCGGGCGACCAUCGGACUGUCUUUAAGACUGGCUAAAGUCGCACCUCAAUGCCGCGUUUGUCCGUUUAACCGGUUAAACAUUUGCAACGGUGCCACGAUAGCAAAGCCGAGUCGCCGUUUCUCAGCACCGAGCAGACAGUUACAGACUUCUAUAAGUCGGCACCAGAUUGACGAGGGCGGUUCAACGGUAGAAGAGCCAGAUGAGGAUGUCAUUAAUGUGGUGUUUAUUGACCGUUCUGGACAGAGGAUACCGGUGAAGGCAAAAGUAGGAGACAACGUUCUGUAUCUAGCGCACAGACAUGGCGUCAGUCUUGAAGGGGCCUGUGAGGCAUCAUUGGCUUGCUCCACGUGUCACGUUUAUGUCAAUUUUGAGUACUUUGAUAAGCUUCCUGAGCCUGAAGAAAGUGAGGAUGACAUGCUGGACAUGGCCCCAAUGCUGGCGGAGAACUCCCGUCUUGGUUGCCAGAUCAUUUUGACUCCCGAGCUGGACGGCAUAGAGCUGACUCUUCCAAAGAUCACGCGGAACUUCUAUGUUGAUGGUCACAAGCCCCAACAUCACUAAGAAAAAUCAGGUUGAAGUAAAGGCUGCUCAAACGUGUGAAACUUCUUAUGAGGAGGACUGAGACUCUCACGUUUAAAGAACGGAGGCGCAGUGUGGAGAACAUCACAACAUCAAUCUGAUAUUUCUCUUUCCAAGUGUUUCCAGACACUCCACCCAUAUAUCUGGUAAAUCUGGAUCAAGAAAAGCACUUGGUCCUUUUUACCAGGAACAUAGAAAUGCCUUUUGAAACUGGUUAAACAGCUUGAAUGGGAAGUUUUAGAGCCACCACAGAGUAUUGAAAUUCUCUUGCAUUAUUGUACAAAUUCCAAAGAUAGCGAAGGUGACAUUUUUUUGUUACGCACAUAAACCAGAUGCACAAUUUUUGUAUUUCCUUAUACAUGUGUGGAAAAAUGAAAUAGAUCACAAGAUAAAAGUUGGUCUAGCAUUCAUUUGUUUUGUUUUUUUUAGUAUGUUUUAUUUUUAUUCUUUUUUUUUUUUUUAAACCAAUGUGUUAAUUUGCAUUCAUCUUUCUCAAGGGCUAAAAAUUUAUCAGAAUAAGAAUCAGAAUCAGA
Molecule: messenger RNA, 1521 nt
Organism: Tachysurus fulvidraco (yellow catfish)
Lineage: Eukaryota; Metazoa; Chordata; Actinopteri; Siluriformes; Bagridae
Gene: fdx2
Product: ferredoxin 2
Exons: 5
Coding region: 389-970 (193 amino acids)
Biological process (GO): P450-containing electron transport chain; positive regulation of oxidoreductase activity
Cellular component (GO): mitochondrion
Molecular function (GO): 2 iron, 2 sulfur cluster binding
Source: RefSeq, a predicted model, not a curated record